AUGGCCCACGCAUCGUUGCGAACUGUGAUCGUCCUCGCAAUGCUGCUCUCUCUCGCCUGCAGCGCGAUCGCCGGACGCCAUCUGCUCCAAACCUCCAACACUCGCUACCUAGCAACGUCCGAUGCUUCCUCGAUAAGUGGCAUGACUGGCUCGUCUAUCCUCGAUUCUAACGUCACGGUCACUCUCCAAACUUCCUCAUUCAUCUUCCGCAUUACAGGCGUAUACGGCACAUCUCCAUCAAUAUCCAGUCCUGGUUACUACCGCAGCACUGGCGCUCUCCUGGCUGAGUUGCCCUGCACAUUCCAGGCGGAAGCAACAAGCGGCAGUUGGAACUGCACCCUUCAAGAAAAGGUCACGCUCACUUCCGCGUACCAGCCGAGUGGCACCAUCAAGACGUUUGUCAACGCUGGGUUGUUCACGAAGCCUUCGAGCUUCUAUGUUAAGGUUACAGUGAAUGGCAUCGUGCUGAAGGGGUGGCUCUCAGCAAGUGUGACAACCUUUUGA
Messenger RNA from Closterium sp. Yama58-4, 504 nucleotides. The record is from the annotation of a GenBank genome assembly. NCBI's taxonomy places the organism in Eukaryota, Viridiplantae, Streptophyta, Zygnematophyceae, Desmidiales, Closteriaceae.